GAGAUCUCCUCCUUCUUGUGUCAUUUCAAGGCCAUAGCCAGUGCUUUGUGACUGAGGCUCACGGGGUCCUCUAGCGGGCUUCGGUUCUUAAGGUGUGAUUCCUAUGCCUGAGAUCCACGAGAUCUACAGAUGGCUAAGCUUCAGAGCUGGCUUCUAGUGAGCUUAUUUCUCACUGAGGUUCUUCUUUUGGAGGCUGGGAAAAUCCUGACUAUAGCUACACUGGGUGGAAGCCAUUAUUUAUUAAUGAACCGUAUGUCACAAAUCCUUCAAGACAAUGGCCAUAAUGUGACCAAGCUGCUUAAUAAAAUUAUAUACAUCCCAGAAUUUCAAAAAGAGGAAAUAUCAUACCAGGUUAUAAACUUGGAUCUACCUGAAGAUCAACAAGAGGAAUUCCAUAAAAAACUAAAUCUCCUUUUAGAAGAAUUAGUUCGUCAGAGGAACGCACAUGGUGUCCUUGUAAAUAUAUAUAAAGUCUUUGGGGAUUUGUGCAGUCACUUUUUAGGCAGAGAGGACAUCAUGGACUCCUUAAGGAAUGAGAAUUUUGAUCUACUACUUUUUGAUUAUUUAGAUUUUUGCUCUUACUUGAUUGCUGAGAAACUUGAGAAAAAAUUUGUGACCUUUCUUCCCGUGCAAUUUAACUAUAUGGACAUUGUGCUACCAAGCCACUUGUCUUAUGUUCCAGUGUAUGGUUCAAGGCUAACUGACCAAAUGGACUUCUGGGGCCGAGUGAAGAACUUCCUGAUGUUCAUUGAUUUCUCCCUGAGGCAAAGAGAAAUAUUUUCUCAAUAUGAUGCCACCAUUCAGGAACAUUUUGCAGAAGGCUCUCGUCCAGUUUUGUCUGACCUUCUACCGAAAGCAGAGCUGUGGUUCGUCAACUCUGACUUUGCCUUUGAAUUUGCUCGUCCCUUAUUUCCCAACACAGUCUAUGUGGGAGGCUUAAUGGACAAACCUGCCAGGCCAAUACCUCAAGAUCUCGAGGAUUUUAUCUCUAAAUUUGGAGACUCAGGUUUUGUCCUUGUGGCCCUGGGCUCCGUAGCAACCAUGUAUCAGACCAAGGAAUUUAUUAAGGAGAUGAACAGUGCCUUUGCUCGCCUCCCUCAAGGGGUGCUGUGGACAGUUAAUGAUGCUCAUUGGCCCAAAGAUGUGAGAUUGGCCCCAAAUGUCAAAAUCAUGGAUUGGAUUCCCCAGAAUGACCUUCUGGCCCAUCCUAGUAUUCGAGUUUUUGUCACCCAUGGUGGAAUGAAUAGCAUCAUGGAGGCCAUACAGCAUGGAGUACCCAUAGUAGGGAUUCCAUUUUGUUCAGACCAACCUGAUAACUUGGUCCGAAUAGAAGCUAAGAAAAUUGGUGUUUCUGUUCAGCUAGAGACAAUCAAGGCAGAGACAUUUGCACUUACACUGAAAGAAGUCAUAGAAGACAAGAGGUACAAGUCUGCAGCAAUGACUGCCAGGGCCAUCAGGCGCUCUCACCCCCUCACACCUUCCCAGCGUCUGGUGGGCUGGAUUGACCACAUCCUACAAACAGGGGGAGGCGCACAUCUAAAGCCCCAUGGCUUUCAGCAGCCAUGGCAUGUGCAGCACCUGCUGGAUGUCCUGUUGUUCCUGCUGGGGCUCACUCUGGCCACCUUGUGGCUGUUGAAGAAAGUGCUGGGCUUGUUGCUCAGGCCCCUGUGUGUGGCUAGGAAGGAAAAGAAGGCAUAAAGUUAAGUUUGACCUGGGGAGGAUGUUGGGAGCUCUGGCUCUUUAAAGGCUUCCCCCUUUCCCUAGCACAGGGAACUCCCAGGGUUCUCCUCUUUCCCUCUUCUUGCUGGUGGACCUCCAGUUGUCCUCACUAUUUUCUGUCUUUUUCAUAAGCCUCAUACAGUACAUUGACUGAUGGAGACUCAGCAUUCCCUGGCUCUCCUUGCUCUAUCUAGUACAAACCUUCCUUUCCCAGUCAUUGUUUCUCUUUACUCCUUUCUGUCAUUCACGGAGUUAUGAGAGUUUCAUCAUCUCUGUGACUUCUAGUCUCUGAAUCUUACUUCUCCAGUUGCUUUAGAUAAAAAACCCCACAUAUUUACAAAUUUCACUUGCUCCUAUAUUUUUCUUUUCUUUUAGUCUGUGUCUCUUUAGAGUUCAGAAUAUUUGUCCAAUUUCAAGAUUCAAUAUGAACAAAUUUACUGACAAUGACAACAUAUGAAUAAAGUAAAUUAUUUUUUCUUAGUAAAAUCAAAAUUAAAGUUCAUAGAAAAUUGAAGUGUUGUGAGACAUAAGUUUUAUGUGACUGAUGUGAUAGAUUUAUUUUCUUAUGUCAGAGUAAUUAAAAUAAAGAAAAGAAACCACAGUGUAUCCACUUAUUGAAGUCACAACUAUGUGCAAAACAGAAUAAACCAGAGAUUUAUAAAUUGAUACAGAAUGAACUUCACUGCUGUUAAGUAAGAAGAUACAAAGAGAAGUGAUAAAUAUUGAAUGUCCUAUUUUUAAGAUGGUGAAAUUUGAGCAACAGCAAGGAAUGCGUGGCCAUUCUUAAUACAACAUUCCUUAUCCUUGAAAGCAAGUGUACAUGGAAAAUCCCAUGCGGGGUCAUCUGCAGUGUGGAUGAGGAACACAUAUCACAGCUCAUGUUAUGCACAGAAGCCAGCAUAUAAGGUGUGCUUAUAAAAUAAAAAAAUAAAAUAUACACAGAAACAAUGCAGCUCUUUUCAUUGGCAUUGUUAUAAUGAUGAAAAACAUGAAAGAACCUAAUAGAAUAUGAGUUGAGAAAGCUUAAAUUGUUCAUUAAUUUCUC
Molecule: messenger RNA, 2764 nt
Organism: Microtus ochrogaster (prairie vole)
Lineage: Eukaryota; Metazoa; Chordata; Mammalia; Rodentia; Cricetidae
Product: UDP-glycosyltransferase 3A2
Cellular component (GO): UDP-N-acetylglucosamine transferase complex
Molecular function (GO): glucuronosyltransferase activity
Source: RefSeq, a predicted model, not a curated record